AAACGCAUCAGACGUCCUCCCCGACUCGCCCACCUCUUGUAUCUCAGUCGCGUCUUUGCUUCCGCGCAACCCGAUAAAUAUCGCGAUGAAGACGUCGACUACAGACCGCAUACUAUCGGCGCUCUCUGCCAUCAGCUGUUUCACUAUGCGCUUCGACGAGAACGAGUCCUCCGCACGCACCAUCGUGGCGCCCAGCGAGAAGAACGAGAAGUUCACGGCGUCCACGGACACCGUCGACGUCGCUAUCAAGCAUGAGGAGCGCGUAUACCAGAAGUGGAAGGGCUCCAACUACGUCCUACCCGCGGACGAGGAGGAGAGGCGAAGGCUCGACCUUCAGCACCUCGUCAUUCGCCGUUCGUUCGGCAAUAAAUUCAUCUACCCCUGCGUGAAGAUCUCACCAGGGGAUCGCGUACUGGAGAGCGGUGCGGGUUCUGGCGCAUGGAUCAUGGAGGCCGCGAAGGUGCUUGGCUCGGAAGUUCAGAUCGACGGGUUCGACAUCGAGGGCCGUAACUUCCCCCGCCAUCCUCCAUCAAACGUCAGCUUCUGCCUCGCCUCCGUCACCGAGCUGCCCUCCGCGUGGACCAACCGCUAUAAGUUCGUCCACCAAUCGCUCUUGACCGCCGCGCUCCAGAAGCCGCAAUGGGAAAUCGCGCUGUCCGAGAUCCACCGCGUACUGCAGCCCGGCGGCUGGGUGCAGCUCAUCGAGACCGGCGGCACCUGGAACGUCGUCGGCCCCUACACGCGCAAGUUCCUCACCAUGUACGAGCGCUUGACGGACAAGAAGAACCUCUUCUUCGACACCGUCGCCGCGUUGCCGGACCUGCUCGCGGACGCGGGCUUCACGGACAUCCACGUCGUCGAGCGCGACUACGGCUGCGACAUGUCCUCCGGCACGCAGGAGGCCGCCGACGCACGGGAGGGCUUCAUCGGCAUGCUGCGCGGGCUGAAGACGCCCGUGCUCAAGCUCGGCGGCCUCGGCCUCGUGUACACGUCGGAGGAGUUCGACGCGGACAUCGCGGGCGUCGAGCACGAGCUCAGCACGACGCCCAACUCGUGCCACCACAUCGCCAUGAUCCUCGCGCAGAAGCGUCAGUAGACGGCCGGUAGACAGCAUUACGCACCGUUAUCCGUUAUACAGCAUCGCAUCGUUCGGCAUCAUGGAUUCCCCCCUCUUCGACCUUCUUCACCACCUGUUUGUAUUACUAUCUUUAUCAGCUUGAGACACCUCCCUUUUUUCGCGCCUUCCGCGCGACCGUCACGACCCACACGCACCGUACUUUAUCCCUCUUUCUCUUGUUCAUACACUACAUGUGCUGCCAUCUUUACCCUCGUUACUGCAUGGGACUGGGAUAUGUUCCAUAGUCGAGCGUGCUAGCGCCUCGAAUACCAAUGUAACAGAAACGUUCGAAGCAUAUAGUCCUGCGUGAAACCCAUC
This is a messenger RNA of Schizophyllum commune H4-8, 1435 nucleotides long. RefSeq names its product S-adenosyl-L-methionine-dependent methyltransferase. Bases 146 to 1096 code for a protein of 316 amino acids. Gene Ontology annotation, molecular function: methyltransferase activity. NCBI's taxonomy places the organism in Eukaryota, Fungi, Basidiomycota, Agaricomycetes, Agaricales, Schizophyllaceae. The transcript is spliced from 3 exons. The record is from RefSeq and is a predicted model, not a curated record.